Messenger RNA from Anopheles moucheti, 1905 nucleotides. It is a transcript of the gene gny, whose product is annotated as probable dolichyl pyrophosphate Man9GlcNAc2 alpha-1,3-glucosyltransferase. NCBI's taxonomy places the organism in Eukaryota, Metazoa, Arthropoda, Insecta, Diptera, Culicidae. The record is from RefSeq and is a predicted model, not a curated record. The transcript has a single exon. Gene Ontology annotation, molecular function: dolichyl pyrophosphate Man9GlcNAc2 alpha-1,3-glucosyltransferase activity. Gene Ontology annotation, cellular component: endoplasmic reticulum membrane. Gene Ontology annotation, biological process: protein N-linked glycosylation.
UGUCGGGCUAACUUUCUCUCGCGAUCCGCGACAUUCCGCGGUGGAACCGCGCAUAGCUGUCAAACAAAGAACCGACGAUCGGUGAGCCCGUGUGUUUGUGUGUACCGCCGCGUUGGAAGUGUUUUGUUGUCCAGUGCAGUGUUCCCGGCCGGAAAAUGAACACAAGUACCGGGAUGUUGUGGGUAUUGUUGUUGGCGACCGGGUUGUUUCUUCGUGCCACCAUUUCGUUGCAUUCUUAUUCCGGGGCAAACCGGCCUCCGAUGUAUGGUGAUUUUGAGGCACAGCGGCACUGGCAAGAGGUGACGGUCAACCUCCCGGUGGGUGAAUGGUACCGGAACACGUCGGACAACGAUUUGCAGUACUGGGGAUUGGAUUAUCCUCCUCUCACUGCUUACCAUAGCUAUCUGGUUGGUUUAUGGGCACGCCGAUGGCACAAUGAAUCGUUCGUCGCUCUGCACACGUCGCGAGGCAUCAGCACAGAUGAGCAUAAACAGUUUAUGCGAAACACUGUCCUACUGGUCGAUGCUGUUCUAUACCUUCCGGCCAUCCUGUUCGCCACUCACACAGUGUGGAAAAGAAUGGCACAAGGUGCAACGAAACCACACAGGGAAAUAGAUUGGCUUUCUCCGGCUCUGGCUGUACUGUUCCCGGGGCAAAUUCUCAUCGAUAACGGUCACUUCCAGUACAACAACGUAUCGCUUGCGCUGUGUGCCCUCGCCGUUGUUGCCAUCAUUGAAAGGCGAACACUGGCUGGGGCGAUUCUAUUCUGUCUCGCACUGAAUUACAAACAGAUGGAGCUUUAUCACGCCUUGCCAUUCUUUUUCUACCUUUUGCGGAACUGUUUCACCACGGAAGAUAAUUCUUCCACAACUGGACAAAGGGUCAUAAUGGGUGUGAGAAAGUUGACCGUACUCGGAGCAACCGUUCUGCUAACAUUCAUCAUCCUUUGGCUUCCUUGGUUGAGUUCACUGGACGCUCUCGGACAACUAGUGCAUCGGAUAUUUCCAGUUGCACGUGGCGUUUUCGAAGACAAAGUGUCCAACGUGUGGUGUGUGGUGAACGUGUUCGUGAAGCUAAGGUAAGCACCCAAUCAUAGCAAAUCAAGAACUGACACUAAUCAGUUGCUCUUCUUUAGGAACAUUCCCAUCACAACGAUGGCAUGGGUUUGCCUUCUGUGUACCUUGAUGGCCGUCCUGCCAAGUGGAUUGCAUCUACUGCUUCAAAAAACCCCUACAGCCCGAAACUUCCUUUAUUCGCUCACCGUAACGGCGCUUGGAUUCUUCCUGUUCAGCUUCCAAGUGCACGAAAAGUCGAUUCUUCUAGCAACACUACCGGCCACACUGCUUCUUCCAUUCGAACCACUCGUUUCGUGCUGGUUUCUACAAGUGGCCACCUUCAGCAUGUUACCCUUGCUUCACAAAGAUGGUCUCACUGGAGCAUUUGUGGCUCUUACAAUCAUCAGUCUUACAUUGCUCCGGACAGCUGACGGAGCACAGGGAGUACAGCCGUUCAACAAAAAUCAGAAAUCGUCAUACGAUAUACUCCAUCUACGUGGACUACUACCAGCGGGAAUUGCAGGCCAUCCUACCGGAAGUGUCCUGGUAGUACUCUUCUAUCUGUCGCUGCUAGGACAGAUGGUACUGCUGGGAGCCUUCCUAUGCCUAACUCCACCGGCGCAUCUACCAUUCCUGUAUCCUCUUCUUAUGUCAGCAUACAGCUGUGGACACUUUGUGCUAUUUUACCUAUACUUUAACUACAGACAGCUCUGUAACUUUGGAACUGAUGAUGCGAACAAUCUGCCAUCUAAAAUAAGUCUAAAAAAGAAAGUAAAAUAAAGCCCAGCGGAUAAAUAUUCAAUUAGACGUUUGUCUUACUUGGAAAAGGAAUUGAUCUUCGUUCUGAAGC